CAACAACAACAACAACAUCAAUCCCUCGAACACCUCCACCAUCUGCACCGCCUCCACCACCUUCGCCGCCUCCGCCACCUCAUGUCGUCCACGGACACUCCCACAGUUGGUGCGCCGCCCGCCGUGGCCGAGACCAAGGACGACAAGAAGCCCAGCUCCCAAAAGAUCGACCCGUACAAUGUUGCUGGCGAGGUGGACGACUCGGGCAAUGUCAAGGCCAUUGACUACGACCGCCUCAUUGAGGAAUUCGGCGUCCAGCCACUGUCCGACGACAUCCUCCAGAAAUUCGAGCGCGUUACCGGCAAGUCGGCUCACCUGUUGAUCCGCAGAAAGAUCUUCUUCGCACAUCGUGACUUCGACAAACUCCUUGACAUGUACGAGAAGUAUGGCACUUUCAUGCUGUAUACCGGGCGGGGACCGUCGAGUGGGAGCAUGCACCUGGGUCACACAGUGCCAUUUCUGUUCACCAAGUGGUUGCAAGAGCUGUUCGAUGUGCCGCUGGUCAUCAUGUUGACAGACGAUGAAAAGUACCUAUAUACGCGCCACAAAAACAAGGGGGUGACGAAAAAGGGCGCCGAGGUGGCCGAUUUCAUCGAUUAUGCGCACGAUAAUAUGAAGGACAUCAUCGCCUUGGGCUUCGACAUGAAGAAGACCUUCAUCUACACCGACUACGAAUUCAUGGGCGGCCACUUUCUGCAGAAUGUGACCGAGUAUGAGUCCAUGGUGACGGUCAACCAAGCACAAGGUGCUUUCGGCUUCGAUGGCAGCACGAGCAUCGGGCUGACCGCUUUCUCUGCAAAGCAAGGAGCUGCUGCCUUUCCAUCUUCCUACCCAGAACUGUUUGGCUACAAAGACUACCGCCUACCCGACCUUGACCGGACGGGUCUACGCCGACAUAAAGCCCUGUCACAAAUACCCGUCCUCAUCCCCUGCGCUAUCGAUCAAGAACCGUACUUCCGCAUCCUACGAGAACGCUGCAAACGCAUGAAGCACGUGCACGAAAAGCCCUCUCUCAUUCUUUCACAAUUCCUAACUGCACUGCAAGGGCCAGGCGGGAAAAUGAGCGCCUCGGACCCGAACUCGGCCAUCUUCAUGUCUGAUAAGCCAAACGAGAUCAAAAACAAGAUCAAUAAGCACGCGUUCUCAGGCGGUCGGGAGACGAGGGAAGAGCAAGAGAAAUACGGCGGUAACCCCGAUGUGGACGUCGCCUUUACCUAUCUGUCAUACUUUCUGGAUUCGGACGAGGAAUUGCAGGAUUUGGCCGAUCGAUAUCGAAGUGGAAAGAUGGGGACAGGGGACAUGAAGAAGCGAUGUAUCGCAGAAUUGCAAAAGUUUGUGGCCGAGUUUCAAGAACGAAGAAGCAAGAUCGAUGAUGCAAAGAUGAGAGAAUUCACGGCUUAUAGAAAGUUGGAAUGCAAGGGCGUUGAUGCGGUGGCAGAAGGGCUCAAGGACUUGACAUUGAAGUAGAGUCGCUGGCGCUAAAGAAAAUUAAUAUCAUCACUACUCAGCGACUGCUCGAUGGGAAGUCUUUCGAGAGCUCGUUCGCAUCCUUCCCGAGUCUGAACACGGCCUCGUAGCAUAUGCUCCAUCCAGAGCUAAUGCCCUGCGAAGCUAGUAUUCUUCAAAAAGACCAUGGCAGCACUCCAUCAAGACGACGCCCAAUACUAUGGAUAUAGCCAGCAGCAAAGCGUCCAUUAAGCCCUCCCUCUGUGGCCCAUAUCACGGACGUCCCACCUCCCUUGAUCUUUGCAACAAAUAAAAAAUCCAAGUCAUGAGCCAAGAGCCAGCCACCCUUGAUAUGAGG
This is a messenger RNA of Sphaerulina musiva SO2202, 1804 nucleotides long. Its product is annotated as tryptophanyl-tRNA synthetase. Bases 82 to 1467 code for a protein of 461 amino acids. Gene Ontology annotation, molecular function: ATP binding; tryptophan-tRNA ligase activity. Gene Ontology annotation, biological process: tryptophanyl-tRNA aminoacylation. Gene Ontology annotation, cellular component: cytoplasm. The transcript has a single exon. The record is from RefSeq and is a predicted model, not a curated record. Lineage: Eukaryota; Fungi; Ascomycota; Dothideomycetes; Mycosphaerellales; Mycosphaerellaceae.